AUGGCAUUUUGUGGUAUUGCUGAAUUAGAACCGAUUAUAGAGAUUGAUACGUCUAAGGCCAAGAAGGCCAAACGAGAAAUGGUCUUGCAAAAAUUAUACUACACUCCUGUUGCUUAUUACAAAAAUACGAAACUUUUAAGAGAGGAUGCUAGAGAACAUGGAUAUAAUUUUUCUUUACGGGAUGUGAAUGAAUGGUUGCAUAAGCAAGCUAUUUUUCAAUGUUAUAUAUCAGCCCCAAAAUACAUUCCUUAUCUAGGUUUUAAUAAAAUUACUGUUCCCAAUGAAGUACAUAUGGCUGAUCUAUGUGAAGUACCACCAGUUGCAGAAGCUUUUAUUUUAAUUUACGAUUCUCAAGAUUGCUCUCUUGUAUGGCCUAAACUAUUGAUCACAGAUAAAGGUACGGAAUUUCUUGGAAGUUGUAAUGAAUUGAUGGAAAAACACGGAGUCAGGAGGCAAAUAGCAAAAUCUAAAAAUGGUUUGUCAUAUUGCAAUCGAAUUAUGCGUACAGUAGAAGAAAAAUAUAUUCCUUUACAGUAUGCUCAAGAAAUGUUAUUGCCUUUGUCCGAAAGAUCUCGUGUAUUAAUUAAAAUUCUUAACCAGAUUCUUAUAAAAAUUGCUAAUACCAAAAAUCGAAUAACAGGUAUUGCUCCAGCUCAAGGAAUAAAUCAGAAACAUGUAUAUAAAAAAUCUGUGUUAAUUCAUCGUCCUAUGGGCUUGGGGGAAGCGGUUAACAUAUAA
Messenger RNA from Ambispora leptoticha, 738 nucleotides. The record is from the annotation of a GenBank genome assembly. NCBI's taxonomy places the organism in Eukaryota, Fungi, Glomeromycota, Glomeromycetes, Archaeosporales, Ambisporaceae.